CUGUCAAAUCAAAUUGCAAACCUCACCACGCGCUAUGUUGGCAAAUCUGUGAGGAAAAUGUGAGAUUUUCCUCAAUUUCCGAGUUGAUUUGUGUGUUUAGAUCCCUGUUGAGUUGCUGCACGAGUCGCAAUGAGUACGAUUGUGGAGAAAAUCGCCGCCAUCGAGGCGGAGAUGGCCAGGACGCAGAAGAACAAGGCCACGGCGGGGCACUUGGGCUUGCUGAAGGCUCGCCUGGCCAAGCUGCGUCGGGAACUGAUCACGCCAAAGGGCGGCGGCGGCGCUGGCGAGCAGGGCUUCGAGGUGGCCAAGACUGGAGAUUCUCGGGUGGGAUUUGUGGGCUUCCCGUCCGUCGGGAAGUCCACUUUGCUGUCCAACCUGGCCGGCGUGUACUCCGAGGUGGCGGCCUAUGAGUUCACGACGCUCACCACUGUGCCGGGAUGCAUAAAAUACAAGGGCGCCAAAAUUCAGCUGCUCGAUCUCCCGGGGAUCAUCGAGGGUGCCAAGGAUGGCAAGGGUCGCGGUCGCCAGGUGAUCGCCGUGGCGCGGACGUGCAACCUCAUCUUCAUGGUGCUGGACGUGCUGAAGCCGCUGCACCACAAGAAGCUGCUCGAGCACGAGUUGGAGGGCUUUGGCAUCCGGCUGAACAAGCAGCCGCCCAACAUCCACUUCCGCAAGAAGGACAAGGGCGGCAUCAACCUCAACGCCACCGUGGCGCAGUCGGAACUCGAUCUGGACACCGUGAAGACCAUCCUGUCGGAGUACAAGAUCCACAACGCCGACAUCACGCUGCGCUACGACGCCACGAGUGACGACCUGAUCGACGUGAUCGAGGGCAACCGCAUCUACAUCCCGUGCAUCUACCUGCUGAACAAGAUCGACCAGAUCAGCAUCGAGGAGCUGGACGUGAUCUACAAGAUCCCGCACUGCGUGCCCAUUUCCGCGCACCACCGCUGGAACUUCGACGAUCUGCUGGAGCUCAUGUGGGAGUACCUGAAGCUCAUCAGGAUCUACACGAAGCCCAAGGGACAGCUGCCGGACUACAGCUCGCCCGUGGUGCUGCACUCCGAGCGCACGUCCGUCGAGGACUUCUGCAACAAACUCCACCGCUCGAUCGCCAAGGAGUUCAAGUAUGCUCUCGUGUGGGGAUCUUCGGUGAAGCAUCAGCCGCAGAAGGUGGGCAUUGACCACAUUCUGAACGAUGAGGAUGUCGUGCAGAUUGUCAAGAAGAUCUAACAAUAAAGGCAAAAGAAUCAAUUGA
Molecule: messenger RNA, 1258 nt
Organism: Phlebotomus argentipes
Lineage: Eukaryota; Metazoa; Arthropoda; Insecta; Diptera; Psychodidae
Gene: 128up
Product: GTP-binding protein 128up
Exons: 4
Coding region: 130-1233 (367 amino acids)
Biological process (GO): cytoplasmic translation
Cellular component (GO): cytoplasm
Molecular function (GO): GTP binding; GTPase activity
Source: RefSeq, a predicted model, not a curated record